UGACAAAAUGGAACAUACCAGCAGUGUGAGGAGACCUGAAAGUGGCACAUGGCAGAGUGUGGCGAUGGAGACAGCAGCAAUGGGAGGCCGUACAGGGACCCAUGACACACUCUGGACCUGGCAGCAGCAUGAGGAGGCGGUACAGGGGGCCCAUGACAGAUUACGGGCCUGGCAGCAGCAUGAGGAGUCGGCCAUACAGCAGCACCUAUCACAAAAUGGAACCCACCAACAGUGUAAGGAGAGGAGACCUGAAAGUGGCACAUGGCAGAGUCUGGCGAUGAAGUCAGCAGCAAUGGGAGGCCGUACAGGGACCCAUGACACACUCUGGACCUGGCAGCAGCAA
This is a messenger RNA of Staurois parvus, 343 nucleotides long. The record is from the annotation of a GenBank genome assembly. Lineage: Eukaryota; Metazoa; Chordata; Amphibia; Anura; Ranidae.